Messenger RNA from Bombus pyrosoma, 6682 nucleotides. RefSeq lists its product as uncharacterized. The coding region runs from base 1149 to 1895 and encodes 248 amino acids. Gene Ontology annotation, molecular function: growth factor activity. The record is from RefSeq and is a predicted model, not a curated record. The transcript is spliced from 5 exons. NCBI's taxonomy places the organism in Eukaryota, Metazoa, Arthropoda, Insecta, Hymenoptera, Apidae.
GACUCGCGCGCCUCCGAGCCUCCGGGACUCUCACAAGUUGUAUAUCGUCGUGCUACGCGUUCUACGGUCGUGUUGUUGCGCUGCCACCGUCGCCGCUACGUCGUAGUUGUGCUCGUGCAGUGACAACGCGCCGUCGUGCUCCUACGUGUUGAUCGUCAACGAUCUAACAUCGAACGUAUUGCCAACAAAAUUCCAGCUAAAGAACGCAACCGAUCAUCGACCUCUCUUUGCCGCCUCUUCUUUUCGUUCUUUUGUUUUUUAUCGCAUACACGAGAAAAGCAGGAAGAAGUUUGAGGAGAGACGCAGGUUGACCGUAUACCCGAGGACACCUCGCUCCGAAAGGAGUUCUCUCUCUCUCUCUCUCUCUCUCCCUCUCUUUCCUCGGAGCUUUUUACCGUUCACCCUCGUCGCAUCGUAACACGCCACUUUGGGUGAGCGCCAACGAUCCCCAGCAACGCACCGACUGCUCAGUCACGACGAUGUUGGCGCAAAUCCAAGUGCGCCCAGUGGUUUCCUGCUACCUGCGCCGCGCUGGGAUUCUUACCGUUUUCGCCGUUUCCAAUUCGAUUUUGUAACCAACACGGUGAGAAAGUGCGAGUUUAAGGAUCAAGGGUUUCAGGGGUUGAACGAUCGUGAACGCGAUCUUACUGAAGUGUCCGAUGCGAUUGAGGAGUUUGGUUUGUUACAUGUUCGUUUGCUCGAUCGGUGGUGGCUGCGAGGGAAUCGAACGCCGCCACGGCGCAGUGUUUACAUGUAGCAGUGCGCGAAGUAAUCGAAGGUGCACGAACGGUUUUCACUCGGCUUCUUCCGCGAAUUAUUCAAGUUUUACCCGCUUUUUAUUCAGUUUGCCCGUUCAAAAGUGUAAUGUGUGAAUCUGUUAGUUCGCGAUCUGGUUCGACUUAAUGACGGAUACACCUGGUACAUUGGCCGAUCAUCGAACGAGGCGAGAGAGUAACAUUGUUGUGGUGUUCGCGCGAUAGUGUAAGAGAGAUUCGAUCAGUGAAGUCGACGGGAGAAGUAACCGUGAAAAGUAUCGUCAACAGAAGAAAAUCGCAUAAUAAGAAGUCGCUGAAUGCAAGGAUUUUGAAAGUAGCUCCAGAAGGCCAGCCCGACGCGAUGCGUCGACGCUGCUGACGCAACGCGCCUGGAUGCGUCUCACUUUAAGCACGUUACCACAGCUUGCCGUUUUAGCGAAGAUUUUGUGCCUCCUGAUGGUGGUGAUGUGCGGGGCGGUGCCGGCGAUGGUGCGCUCCGUGAGUCUCUAUUCGACUUGCAGCAGCGGCAAUGUUACCGUAACUGGCCGCACGAUCAAGGCCCUGGGACGCGAUGAUCAUAAUGCCCCUUACCAAAAACUUACGACUCAGUCCGAGGACUUCAGUAGGAAGUUGUACAUCUUCGCGGAGAAAAGCCAGCGAUACAUUUGCUUCAACAAGCGAUGGAAACCCAUCGGCCUGCCUAAGAAGCAAAAGGGUCCUAUGUGUCAGUUCUACGAGGACUACAACGGCUCGUAUCUGACAUACAGAAGCGUCGUAGAUAGCUCGCGGUAUUUGGGCUUUAAUAAGUUUGGCAAACCGAUGAAGAACCACCGUGGUCGACAGGAGUGCUUCAACUUCAUCAAGUACAAUCCUCACGCCGACAUCGAUCACCACAACAGCUUGGUGAACGCGGACAUGGGCGGAAUGGACCCACGGGAUCCUUACGUGGUAUCGAGGAAACCGUCGCCCGUGAUGAGGGCCACGAAGAACUCCCUGUUGCAGGCCGACAGUACGAGGGAGAUCGUUCAUACGACGCAUCGUUAUCGACACCCGAAUCGAAGUUGGAAGCGUCCCGGCGAGAAGGUCUCCGCACCGCGAAGACGGCUCGAGAGUCCUCUCUUCGAGGCCAACAAGUAUUGAGCCGCGCACUGGCUCGCCGAUCAAGACUGCCUCAUUUACACCUGUGAGAACCUGAGAUCAGACUGCCAAAUACGCUGGUGGAACGUACGGUCGAGAUUUCAGGAACCCACUACGCGGCACCACGUGAAACGCGGCUCGAAGCACGCGCCUCGAUUGAUCGCAACGAACAAAGCUAAGCUCGCCUCGUGUGUCUCCUGCUCGCUUGCGUACAACAAUUAUCGACCAACCGCAAUUUCGCUGCACAGAAGAGACGAGCAACAACGAAAAAUUGUUCGCAAGAUACGAGCGUACCAACUUGCAGGAUGACAGUCUUGUUGGCUAGAGCUUUCGUUAUGCGUCGUUAAAUUCCAUUUCACACUUGCCCCGACUGAAUCCUUUCAGGCAAGUAUGCACGAUAUCAUAAUUUCUCCCCCCUUUCGUUCCAUCGCUAAAUUUUUGAUACGAUUAGUUGGCAGUCGUCGGUCAACGGCGUACUGUUUCUUUCAUUUUCAUCGAUUAUCGAUCGUUCUCGUUGUCUCGUUUAAUAAUCCAAAGUUCCGCGUACGAAACUAUACGAGAAGUAGCUAAAGUUUCGAAGAAAAAUUAAAAAAAAAAAGAAAAAAAAAAUGCGAAUUCGUCGGAAAGUCUAGGAUCAGUCGAUUUAGCGAUGGAUGAAUAUGUUGCGCGCGAUCGGCCUAAAUCGUUGCGCAAUCGGAUAGCUACCGUGCUUCAAGCGCUAUCACAAACCGCAAUACAUGCGCGGAGAGAUGCACGAACAGCAUACGUCUAUGGAUUUAUUUUCUUCGGUAUAAAUUUCGAACUUAAACGAUUCUACGAUCUCGUGAUUGUAUGUCGAGUGUACGUAGGUUGGAUUUCAUGAAAGGGCGAUCGGGUUUAAUUGAAAAUAAAUCGAAAGUGAAUCGCGUUGAUUAGCCGUAACGUUUCUCUCGAUGUCGAUCAUCGGAAUUUAAUGGAACGAUAAUUAUACUUUCGGAUCGCGUGUUUAUUCGUGACGAUGGAAUUUGUCCAGGAAGGAAAUAUUUCCGGUAUAGAGACGCGCUGAAAAGGUGUAACUCUCUGGCGUGUUCGCGCAGUAGAGCUCACGCUGCGCAAGACUCUCUCGCUCGCUGUGCUAAUUACGCCGCCUAAUGUAGCGUGCGUGCGUGCAUGCGUGCCUGCCUGCCUGCGUGUAUGAAUAAUGUGUGCGUGCGUGCGUGCUCGCGACGUACACGCAGUUCUCACCGUCGCGUUGAUGUCGAAGCUCGCGUUGCGGUCGUUUUCGAAUCGCUACUUUAUCAACGGCUGCUCCAUUCACCUGACCGUUUUUUACCUUUUAUUCUAAUCGAUAUUAUUUAUACAAAAGAAAAAUAUAAGAAAAGCAGAAGAUAUACACGCGUGCGUGAAAGUCGACUACUCGGAACGCACACACAUACACACAAACGAACAGAGAGACUUUCUUAAACAGAGAAUCGGUAUACAGUAAUUUCAGGAGAGCAAUAUACGCGAUAGUGUAUAUAUAUUUUUCUUAAACUCUAUUCAGAAAACAGUCGUUGGACAACGUAAUGGACAAAUAAUAACAGGAUCUCUGAGUAUUUUAUACAUGUAUUUGAAAUAAUGAAUAUGAUUAUUACUUUCGAUGUGAUUUUCGUCGCGUCGAACGGAUGUAAUUCAUACAGAAAAUCUAUUUUCUGAUAGGAAUGAGAGUGAAAUAAUUACUGAGAGUAUCGGCUUAAACUGCGUGUUCGUGUACGAGCUUAAAUAUUUGUGUGCAUUUUGGCGUGCGUACGUAUUUGCCUCUGAACGCGUGUGAUUGCGUGUAAUAUAUUAUAUGAUCGUUAAUGAAGUUAAUCCUUAGGAAGCUAUUGCAGACUGUAUUACUAGGUUAGGUACACGAGUAUAUGAUGCGGUGGCGACUCGACGAAAAGAAUCAAAGGGUAGCGUUCCUCGGCCUCGUGAGAAUUCUUUCCGUGUAGCUUUACCUCCUGUGUGCUUUUCUAAAUCGGUGACAACCGCUCGUGUACACCGUAAUUUAAAGUACGAAAUAAAGUCGCAUGGAGCCAUCCCUGAUUCAUUCGUUUUCGCAGAUUCGCCACGUGAGGAGCGUCUACCCCUUUUUCCCAAAAAGAACUCGCUCCCUAGGUAGCUUAUUUAUUGAAAUCAUGUUUAGAUACUACGAAAACCAAACCGCCCGAGAACACCUUUUCCUUGUAUAUGUACGGAAAUGUGCGCUGCUCUCUCUUAUUUUACUUAUCGCCAAUUUCAUGGCUUUUUCGUUUUCUUUUUUUUUUUUUUUUUCAUUAUCGCUCAUGAAUUUUCGUACGAAGUCAUCGUUUUAUUCAUUCCUCUUUUUCUUCUUGGAGAACGCGUUUUAAUACUUCAAGAUAAAUUAAUCGAAAUCGGUUUAUUUGUUAUUGUAUAAUAUGUAGAAUAUUAUGUUUUGUUUAGCGGACGUGUGACGUUUCAAUGCAAUUUCUUUUUUAUUUGACGUAAAUAAUUAUGGAAACGAUAUUUCUAUUCGUAUUCACAAUAUUUUAAGUAAUCAUAUUCGAUAUCAUUCUCAUUGUUGUACUUAUUGUCUUCUCACCUUCUAUCUUUACGUUAUCAGUCUUAAAUCCGAAAAUACUCAAUACCUGAUUAGUUAAUUUCAUUUUCGUACGAGUGGCAGUGCGUAGAGGCCCUAUUUCCACCCCGAAUGGUGUUUGUACGUGUCGCUAAAAAGAAAAAAAAAGUAGACAGCAAAUUGUUCGUAGAAAUGCCACGCUCCGUUCGAUGAAUUGAAAAUGUAACUGGAAAUAAACACGUGAAAUUACUUUAUCAGUUGCGUUUCCUCUGAUGCCUUUCUCAUGGAUUUUCUUAUCGAUCAAGUUUAAUGCGCCAUUGAUUUUAUUGUAUUGUAUUUCGAAGCAACGAAAAUAUGGUAACAAUAAAAUUAGGAAAAUGCUAUUUCUACAUCGUUUUGUUUCACAGUUUCAUCUAUCGGUGCGUGGCGCGUGCAAGCUAAGUACGAUAAAAUUUCGCGCGCAAAACAAAAUAAAAAAUGCCAGCUGUUGACCAUUAAGGAAGAAAGAAAAAAAAAUAAAUAUUGUAUUGUAAUAUGAUAUUGUAACUCCACCAGUAAAAAUUAACCUACUCGUUUUGUAUGUGUAAGCGUAGCGUCACGUAACACUUCGUCGAGAAUCGCGGCGAUGUUUGCAGCAAUUAGAAGCGGUACUAAAAGAACGGAUAUUUACGCGUGAAAAUUUCUUCUAUUCCUGUUCUAUUACAUCGAACAGCAAGCAAAGAGUCGACGUACAUUGCGGGAAAGCGCGUAACGAUUCUCGACGAGCGUACUUCCUUAGAAUCAUCAGUUUGCUCGAUGUCAAGUCACUUGGCAUUUAGUUUUUAUAUUACGAAACUUCACACAUUUUUUCUACGAUCAUAUUUCGAUAUUUCGGAGCGACACGAGUAUCUAGUUGCGUUUAGCAUUUUAAGAAGCAAUUUAAGAAAAGAAAACAAGUAGUAUUUUUAAUGACGCGAAAAUAGCACAAAAAAACAUUCGUCGAGUUUCCUGUCGUUGACGCGUGCCUUGACCUCGAGCACCGAAGCGACCUAUCAAUCCCUCCUUUGUUUCUUUUUCUUUUUUUUUUUUUUACUUUCUCACAAUCUACAAACGCGAACGGCAAAGAAGGAUAUAAAGAAACGAAUGAAACGCGAGAGAUGAAUCUGACUACCCUAUAGAUAGAUAGUAUAUAUAAUGAAUAAAGAAAAAAAAAGGUAAAGUAUAAAUAUAUAUAUGGAAGAUGAUGUGUAUGUAAGAUAUUUAAUACUGAUUUGUCUUAAGCACACCGCGAUGAUCGAUUGCGAUGAAACGAUGAUAAUAAUUAUUACGAUGAUUGUUGUAUAACGAACGACGACGACGAUGAUGAUGAUAAUGUUAUUCCACAUUGUAAUUCGCGUUGUAAUAUAGAGACCCACCUGUUACCCACUAAAAUCAAUGUGUCGAUGUAUCCCGGACGUGCUUCGCUCGUACACGCGUCGAGGAAAAUCGGAAAUUGCGUUUCCAUGGGCGGCGGACGUUGGACAUCGGCCAAUAAGUCAGGAACUCAGAUUUUUCUAUGAGAAAGACCGAACAAGGCCAUUAUCUGGUCGAUGUCCAACGACCUCCGGCAUCUGAGCUAAACGAAAUCGUUUUCGAACCGUUUACGAUUCUCAGUAUUAAUCGUAUCGAGAAUGCUGGUUCCGUUGUAAAGCAGCUCGUUACUACGAGUGCAGCACGCCUGGAGCAAAUAGCAAUAAUAUAACAUUCCAACUUAAAUCGCGUACGUACUGCGAAUUCUAAUAAUGUGUGCCGCCGUACGAGAGAGAAAAAAACACUGUCAAAUACACGCUCAUACACUGCUACAUACUUGUGGUAUUUAUUUCAGUUAUACCUCAUCCUUCGUUACUAUUCAUAAUAGAACUAUGCGUUACUAUUACGCAAACGUAUUACGCUUAGCCACAAAUCAAUUAAACAAUAAUAAGAAAGAUAGAAAAAUUUAUAUGCAUUUUAUUAGGUUUUUAAGCUUCCUUUUUACCUUUCUAAAUAUUAUUUCUAAAAUAAAAUGCGUUAAAUGUUAGCUCGAAUAUAUUUUAUAUUUAUAUUAUUUAGAAUAUACAGUCCUUUUUUACUUAUAUUGGAUAUUGUAUGGAAUUUAUUAAUGCUUUACUCUUUUUUAACAUAUUAAUAAUUAUAACAACCGAUUACUCAUAGUACAGUUUAGAACAAGAAAAUGCUAUUUUCAUUUAGUCAGUAUCAAUAGAAACAUUUGAACAAAGUUGCGUAUACAGUG